Hyalella azteca is the source of this 2266-nucleotide messenger RNA. RefSeq names its product kinesin-like protein KIF20B. The record is from RefSeq and is a predicted model, not a curated record. Lineage: Eukaryota; Metazoa; Arthropoda; Malacostraca; Amphipoda; Hyalellidae. Bases 165 to 1631 code for a protein of 488 amino acids. The transcript is spliced from 7 exons.
UCAAACUCAGACGGUUCAAAAAUAAAAAAUAUUUUCUAAUUCCUGGUAUGUGAAACGACGCUAAACACUUCGAAUAAUAUAAUCGGUCAGCAAAUCAACCAUGUAAGUCAUAAUUAUCUAUUAAUCUUAAAUCACACCGUCGUUAUUUUGCAAGCGGAAGAAAGAUGAAGAAAGAAGUUUUUUUCUACUUAGUUUCCGUGUUGUGGUUUGGGAAUGUCCAGUCAAAUAAGACGAUGGAGCAGCUGGCCGGCAUGCUGGAAAGUCACAGUCAAUCUCUGCUGCAGUUACAGAGCUACCUCGUGCGUACUGACCAGUUCUGGAACUGGUACUCCAGUAACAGACAACGCUUGAACACAAUGCUCACAGCACCGCAGUCUUCGGUCGCGGCUGCGGACGACAAAAUAGAAGAAAUCCUUACGCGUCUUCAGCGUCUCGAGCAAGUGAGCGGGGGCUUGAGAGAAGCUCCUAAUUGGUUGGAUCAGGAAGAGCGACUGAAAAAUCUGGAAGGUUCCUUGCUGCGACUGACAGAGGAACAGAAGGAAUCGAAUGCGAGGAUGCAGAUAAUGCAACAAUCACUUGAAGAAACCAGCCAAAAGAUCGCCAACCUCAUGAUGUUUGUUCGACAAAUAACAAUUUUAUCAAACAAUUCUUUCGACGAAAUCAAUGGUAGAAUCGAUAAACUUUCAGCAAGUAUCAAGUCAGAAGAUAAUCUUUCCGCAAGGAUUACGAACACCACUAAUAAUUUAGAAAGCGUUUCUCAUGACAUCAAUUGGCUUAGGAAUAAAACUGAGUCUUUAGAAGAUCAUCAAAGAACAACUGUUGUCACGGGCACUUAUUUGAACAGCAGUGUUGAGGCCAUCAACAAGGAGCUACGGAACAUCACAGACGAGACUCGGCUCUUUCCUGAUAUAGAUUCUCGUCUAAACGUUUUGAAAGACAAGGUGGAGCGUUUCGUGAACGGCAGCGGAGACAGAUCGUACAGAGCAUUUGAGUGUAAUGGCCGGUUACAGGAAACCUGUGAAGAGAAGGUCCAUUCCCUGGAGGAGAAUGUGAAUUAUACGCGGUCGGCGCUACUGCAGCUUACAGGAGACCGAAGAGAAGACCAGGAAAAUAUCAUUUACUUGAAAGAUCAGCUCCAGGAUAUAAAGACUAAAUUACAAAACACGGAGACCAGAUUUGAAUCUGUGCACCGAACUGUGGAGUCGCUGAGGGACGAACUGACUACGGUCUCAUCAUCAGUAGCAAGAAUCGACGGUCGUUUAGAGAAUAACCCUGAUCGAUUAACUGACCUCGGAAACACAGUCACGGAUUUGAAAAGAGAAUUUACCGAGAUUAAAACCAAGAUUGAUGGCAUGGAAAUGUCAUCUCCGGCGAAUGUCUCUGCAGAGUUCCAAGAAAUACGAGCCAAGUUGACGGCCAUCGAGCAGGCGGUUGCGAACAAGAGCGCAGUCAGAGUGAGAGGAGACGAGUUGGUUAGCAGUCUCUUCGGUAACGGAGAAAACAACAACAACAACGCCAUCACCCCAACCGGCGUCAACUCGCCCUUCGGCAACGUCAUCCCCCCAGGUUUCCCCGGGGGCAAAAUCAUCCCUUCCGAAUUCCGCGGGAUAACACACAACUCCAUAGGAUAACACAAGAGCCAGCAAGGCUGUAGAGAGCUGUACAUAACUUACCAAUGAUUUAUGUUUAUCUUAUUCUCAGUUAAAUGUGGUAUGAUCAGAUCACGAAUAUAUUUAUGCCCUCAAAAUACGUACCCAUAUCAAUUAAUCGCCAUAUUUCCUGUGUAGCCAUGGAAAGUGUAUCAAUUCGUUUUAUUUAUUGUUAUUUUUUGCAGAAAUGUUUUGCUAAAGUCGCCCCUUCGAAUUUCAACUUUCAUAACUGCUCAUUGCCAGUGCAUUUUUCCCAAGUUCUACUUGAGGUUUCGACAAGAGCAAUAUAUCCGUUACAAGUACUUUUUUUAUAAACUAUGAGAUUACUUGUGUUUCACGUUGUUGAUUGAAUGCCACUGUACAAGAUUGACAUAUUUUUGUAAUUUAAAUAUGAAUUGACCGAACAAAGCCAGGAAUUACAUGAAAAAUAAUAAACAUAUUCAAAUAUAGUAAGAUAUUUGGUUCUGUAAACCUGCAAUUUCAUUUGCCAAGUUCUGCAGGAACAGACUAAACUUUCAUUAGAAUUAAAAUAAUUUCUUGAAUCAUAUAUGUAUCGACUUUUUCCUAAUCUGUAUUAGUGUUGCUUGAACAUCAAUAAAUAAAACUGAAUUCGGUGA